Molecule: messenger RNA, 620 nt
Organism: Phacochoerus africanus (Common warthog)
Lineage: Eukaryota; Metazoa; Chordata; Mammalia; Artiodactyla; Suidae
Gene: PTRHD1
Product: peptidyl-tRNA hydrolase domain containing 1
Exons: 2
Coding region: 24-446 (140 amino acids)
Molecular function (GO): peptidyl-tRNA hydrolase activity
Source: RefSeq, a predicted model, not a curated record
CGGGGCUCCUCCCUGAUCCCGGCAUGCACCGAGCAGUAGGCCCGGUCGUUCUGUUGGGCAGGAAGAUGGCGGCCUCGGGCGCAGCGCCGCAAAUCCUGGUACAAUACUUGGUAUUACGGAAGGAUCUCUCACAGACUCCAUUUUCCUGGCCAACGGGCGCACUGGUAGCACAGGGUUGUCACGCAGCCACUGCGGCUUUGCAUAUUUACCGCGACCACCCGUACACUGCAGCUUACCUCCAGGACCUGGAGCGCAUGCGCAAGGUGGUCCUCGAGGCCCCAGAUGAGACCACCCUAAAGGUACUGGCCGAGACGCUGCAAGAGAAGAACAUUGACCACAAGCUGUGGCUGGAGCAGCCAGAGAACAUCCCCACCUGCAUCGCACUCCGUCCCUACCCCAAGGAAGAAGUGGGCCAGUAUCUGAAGAAGUUCCGACUGUUCAAGUAACUGGUGUUAGCAGUUGCUUUGAUAUGUUUGAAUAUCAGCUGGACCCAGAAACUGCAUGCUGUCUGUCCUUAAGCAUCCCAUACCCCUUCCAGGGGCACGUCCCUCUUCCUUUAAAUUUUGACAGUUUCUUGAGGGUCAAACACAUGUUCACAUUAAAGUUGUCAUUAAUAAGUA